UUUUUUUUUGAGUGCAUUUAACCUCAUAUAUAACUGCCGUGCAGUUAGACAGUAGUCACCGAAUAUGCUUUGUUAGAUUGAGACAUGAUGUUAUCCAGAAAGUUCCUAAGACAGUAGUAGAAGUAUUAGAUUCAAUGCAUUGAAAUAGACAUUUUAUUAUGCAAUUAUGCUUUGCAGUUAGUCUGUUAUCUCCAAAUAAGGACAAAAUCUGAAUUUCCUGCACUACAUAUAUAAUGGAGUCAGUGGUGUAUCUACAAGGUUAUGUGGUGUUUUGUAUACAAAUUGUCAAGUGACCUCCUAAGCCUGUUUUAUUUGUGGGGCAGUUUCUGUCCACUGCAUAUUUGUCAAAAAAUAGAAUAUCUAAAUACACUGAGCUCAAGAUAGAAACGUGUCAUGUUUCUGCAGGGGGAUUUCUGCAAGCAUAUUUAUGUACAGUGUGUUAGGUAACAGUGUGCUAGAGAUAAAUAACACCUUUUUUUUUGUGGCGUCUGCAAUUAAUCUUGUUUCUGUUCUGUAAAAGCACACUACCUUUCAGUCAAAGGUAUUAAAUGUCCAGUGGCUCCAUGAUAAUUCAAGUCUAUAGCUUUUAUUCAUGGUCAUUCAGAAUUCUGUUUUGACUGUCCAUGAGUUGAUCAAAGACCUAUUCUUGGUAUUGUCAAGCUGCUGUGCUUUUGGAUUUCUGUCAGUAGUGUGGUGUGAACACUAAAUCCCUGCAUCGCAGAAGUGCUCAGCAUUCUUUCCCCAUAAGACGAUGGACUAGUUUGUAACCACAUGGAAUAAAAAUACUAUGAUGCACUGAAACAAAGGGCUGUAAAAUGUGCAAAGAAGCUAGCUCAAGAAUUUCAAGCGGUCAUUAGGUUAUAUUUUAUGCAUUUUUUUUAUAAUGUUCAACUGUCAGCAUUUUCAAGCUAAAAGCAAAGAAUCACUUUCCCAAACUUAUGUUUAUAAAAGAAAAGAAAAAAACUUAUUGGAGCUCUUUAGGUUGAAUCACCUAUGCUGGGGUCUUUAUUUGUAGACUCAUAAGGUAUAAGCAAGAGUUUUCAAGAGCUGGAUGUUGCAAUCUAAUAUUAAAGUUCAGUUGGUGUGUACUUUGUAAAACUGGCAUUUUGUGUCCUUAUCGUCUCUAGGCAGCCUCUCAAAGCAAAGUUUCCCCUGAUAGAAGAGGUCUAAAAUUAGUGAGCCCCUAUGACUGUCUUGGCCUAGUGUGUCAGAUUCCACUCACAGACUCUGUCUAUCCUAUCACAGCACCUGCUUCUAGCUGUAACACCCUGUAAAGCUUGGCAGAGACAUACACCCAUGUCCAAGCCUGAUUAAAAAAAAAAAAGCUUCUUUUUUGUGCAUGCUUCUGUCUUUUUUUUUUUUUAAAGUGGUGUCAAUUAAUGUUUGAAAUAGCUGGGCUCUAUGAGCUCAGACGCGGCUAAUGGUACUGGAGUCGUAGCAUUUUUUUUGGACUUAGCUUGAGGGGCUGGACAUAUCUGUGCACUGAGUGGCCUGUUUCGAUGAAGGGUCAGUUUGGCACUCACAGGAAACCUGGACCCCCCAGUUGGAGCCUCAUUCACAGCUCAUGGUACAGUGCAUAACUGUCCCCUGUGAAUGUUUUCUGGAGUGGUUGUUUCAUUCAAACUGGCCACAUGGAAAACAGCAAAAAUGGUCUAAAAACAUUCAACAACUGAUGAAGUGACCAGUUCAUGUCUUUAUAAAAGUGAGACAUCCCAAUGUCUGUGGUCUCUGAAGUGAAGAAAUGGAACGCUGGGUUCUAGAGGGCGACAGCUACUCGUUUCUUCGCAGCGCUCCACACACGUUCAACCUGCAGAGUCAUGAAAGGCCAAAUCGUGUGGAGAUCUUUGAUAUCACUUCAAUCCCUAGCCAUCAUAAUGCCAUAUCUGAAACAACCUGCCUGUGUGACAUUUUUGGGGAUGAAGGCGAGUCUCCGUCACUUUCCAGCAGCCCAUCCUCUGCCACGUUUAUCAGGAGGGAAGUGGAUCAGUCUAUUGUAGUAGAUGAUACCAAUGACUCUUCGGGAUCUUACCACACUGCCAAUGGAUCUGACUUAAGUGACAAUGCUGAAGUCACUUACAACACACCUUCUCCAGAAAAUACACUGGAUUUUUCCACAUUUGAGACCAGGGAAUCACGUUCACCACCAACUAAAUCACCCAUCUUGUCUGAUUCCAAAAAUGGACUUAACCAACUAGACUGCACACCACCUGCAUCCAAAGUCAAUAGUAAUGACCUUUCACAAACAGAAAAAACUUGGGAAGAAUCCCAAGUGUCAGUAAUCACUGCCCCAGUGAAUGAAACGGCAAUCACAAAUGCAUCUGAACCACAGUAUGUGAAUUCAACACCAGCUACCACCCUGAAUAAUCCGGCAAAUAACCCUUCUAAUCCUACAUCCUGCUCUUCAGAAGAGAAAGAACCUGCUGUUUUUGAGCAAGAAGGAAUUAAUAGAACACCACAACAUAUAAGCACAAGCCCAUUUUUAGAUAAACAAAUAUUUGAGUCAGAUUGUGAAUCUUUGGCAGCAUCUCCACUUAAACAAAAUGUUGUGAUGUCUUCUGAGGACAAAGAGAGUAUGAUCUAUUGUAGUCCACAAGAGCAAAACAUUCUCUUUGUGCAAGGAACAAUGAACAGUGGCUCUGUAUCAGAACUAUCAAACCCUUCUCCAACAGAAUGCAGCCUUAUGCAGGAAAUGUUUACUUCAUCUUCUAACAAAGAUAUCAACUUUCUACCCAUACCCAGUGUCAUGCCAGUACCCAGAUUAACCUCCACCUCCCCUGUAAGCAGGAAAACUACCUCCACGCCUGCGUCCACAGGUAAAUCUUCACCUGAGCUGCUGAAUUUGUGUCCAAUUAAAUUUAGGAACACAUCGGAGAUUCCAGACUUUGAGGACACUAAUUGUGCUACUUUAUCUGUAUCUACACUACCUACCAAUGAUAAUGGGGAAAUAGAUCCCCUAACUGUGUCUGACAUUUCUACUGAAACAAGAGGACUGGUAAAUUCAUCCAUAGAUGGAAGAGAAAGACCGGAAUCACCUGCGAUCAAUAAAACCUGCUCUUCUCCUCAUCACUCAGCAUCUGCUCACUCACCAGAACAAGUAAUGAUUCACUCCCCUGUGGGUUACACCAUCAGCCCAUCACCUACAAAUGAGAGAACAGUUUCUUCGACUGAACCUGAAGACUCACCAUCCUUCCCUGAAGUCACAAGGAUUGAAUACAGUGAUAUUUGCUCUUCUCCUGAUCACUCAGAACCAGUAAUCAUUCACUCAUCUCCAUGCUACAACAUCAGUCCAUCACCUACAAAUGAGAGAUGGGUUUAUUCAAUUGAACCUGAUGCCUCAACAUCUUCCCCUUGUGGUCACAGUGAUAUACACUCCUCUCCUGAUCACUCCAUUCCAGCUCACUCGCCAGAACCUGAAAUAAUUCACUCACCGGUGGGCUAUACCAUCACCCCAUCACCUACAAAUAAGAGAAUGAUUUUUUCAGUGGAACCAAAUGAUCUGCCAUCCUCUCCUGCCAUCACAGGAACUGAUUACACCGCAACACCUACAUGCAGUAGAGAUUCCACACCCGCGUUAAGGAGCAUUACCUCCACUCCAAACAGCAGAGAAAAUUACCUAACACCAGAACCCAAUUCCCCAGCCCCUUCACUGGAAUUGAGAUCAUUUACCUGCUCACCUCAAAUCAAAACAAUAUCAUAUAGUGUUCUCACACAAAAUACAAAAUCCCCAGGCAUCACAUAUAAUGUUACACCAACCGAAGAUUUAACCCAAUCACCUGCAGUAGAAACAAAUUUCUGUGGCAACUCUUCUGAAACUUCCAGCUAUCUUUUUGGAAAUGACACCUCUGUCUUACCUAGUUCAAGGAACUUUUUGCUAACACCAGAGAGCAGAUCAAGGCCCUCAUCAGCUACAUCAGACCAUACCAAACACAAAACACUAUCUUCUGAUCUCCAGCCGGAGCCUGCCAUUUCUCUUGAAAAGGCAGAAAAUCAGAGUUUAUCCAUAAUCUGUGAUGGAGUUAGUCAUCCUUUCUCUAACCCAAUAGACCAAUUUGAUGACCAUGUUGACUCAAAGACCCUAAAAAGCCUUUCAUUUGUCCCAGAUGAAUGUAAACGUAGUGGACCACUAGUUCAGACUCUGCAAGAUUCAACCUCUAAAACCUCAGAUUCUGGAUCGUCCACAGAAAAAACUGAGGAAAGUCAAGAAAAUGUAACUGAAAACACAACUGAUUUAACCUCCAUGUGUCCAUUGGAUGUAUCUCUGCCAAAGCCAGUGGCAUCUGUAGAGAACAAACAAUGCCAUGUUGAGGUUUUUGAUAGAAACAAGGGAACAGAAAUGUUGAAAAAUGAUUCCCCAAGCAGUGACAAGAGGCUUAGUCAAGUGCCUGUAGCAUUAAGAGAAAGCCCAGAAAGCCUUAUCAGUAAGGACAAUGGUGGUGAAUUUGACAGGCAACCAUGCAGGCAAAAAGAGGAGAGUGGAAAGAAGGAGGGAGAGGGGGAGGAGACUAUUGGAGAGUGUAGUUACAGAGGGGAACAGGUUGAACUGUCAUUCAGUGCCAGGAAUAGAAAAGAGCCUGCAGGCCACAGCCCAGCUCUCUCAAGUCGAGACCCAAAGUCGGGAAUUCCAGCUCGCUGUUAUUUUGAGUCUCACCCAACAACUUUGCAGCAACAGUGUCAGCUCAGAGCUCAGGGCUCACAACAAGAGAACAAGGUCGGCGCCAGGAGGCUCCAGUCAGCUGCCCAGGGUAAAUACAGCAGUGAAGGCUUUCUUCCUCCAGAAUAUACUGGUGAGACCUCCAGCAUGGGAAGUGAAUUUGAUGAAGCAGACAAUGAAGUUAAGUGGUUUACAGAUCUGGCUUUCAGAAGCCUAUCUAGUCCUCAGGUGGAUUAUUUGGAUGUGUACAAUUCAAGCCACAGAUCCUCUACAAAUGUUUCACAGCCAUCGACUGUAGACAGCCCUGGUGCUGUUGCAUGGAUGACCUAUGCAGAUUUACGUGGCUCAGCUUUACAUGAAAAUGAUGGUUCAUCUUUUUUACUCCAUGACAGCCUGUACCCCAACAAACGCUUUGAAAUGGGGAGUUUUGAGUGUGUGGAUGUUGCAUUAGAGAGCAAGGAAGAGUCCAGUAGAGGAAAGAGGACCGUACCUAAAAGGCAGAUCCAGCUGUUAAGGCGGAACACAGAUGAAUCAAAGCAUAAAGGAAACAAUGAAAAUAUUAUGAAUUCACCCUCCACAUAUAGACGCUCGAAAGACUCACUUGUUCGUCAACAUAGCAUGCCAGCUAUUGUGCAAGAGGAAGUUUCCAAGGAGGUGCCAAAUUCACCUCAAAAUGACAGGAAAAAGACCUUGCAGAAGUCUGUGUCUUUAGAUGAUGGCUCCCCUAAGACACAAAUGGCAUCUUGCAUUAUCAAGAGUGUAUUGUCAAAGAAAAUGCAAGAUGUGCAAAAAGAGACAUCAAAAAGCAAAGACCCAAGUCCUUCUGGAGAUAGAAAUAAACAUCCUGAUGUCAGCCCCAGCUCUUUUGAUGGCGUACUAAGUACCAUGGAGAAACAUAGUUUAAGCUCUAGCCAGCAUUCUGAAUGUACUCUUUCAUCUGAAGAUUUUGCUGUUGGAGAGAAGAGAGUUUCACAUCAUCAGCCGAAGAAGUGUGCUCCAAAAGUUCCUCCAAAGCCAUUCUUAAGACCUGCAUUCUUUAACACUGGGGAAGCUCAAAUUGCUGGCAUCAUUGCAAGGGAAGAAACCAAGCCUAUAGUGGCCCUUCCACAAGUUGAUGACAAAAUAAAAAACAGCAAGAGUGAUAGGAAAGAGGGAGGAGGUAGCAACCUUGAAGAGAAGUACAAUAAUGACUCAGCAAAUGCCAGUAUCAGUAACACAAGUCCUGUUGUUGCUACACCAGCAAUAAGCAUGCAGAACAGAAUGACAACCAGAGACAUAAGGAAGCGCCAGAUGACACCGGAAAACCAGGAACAACUGGCUGGAAAGAGUGUAUUUAUGUCGAAAACCCCAGAGAUAACUUUGAAACCUUCUACUAUCAAAGGAAAAAAGACAUCUUCUCUGAAAGUGUCUUUGUCCCCUGAUCUGGAACAGUCCAGAGAAAUAUCCAAAUCUCAGGCAAUAGAGAAAGCUGCAGAAGAUAUAAACAUCAAGUCUACUAAACUCAUAGAGACUGAAGACGAUGAUGACAGCAACAAAAAAUCUGUUAUACACAGAGUUAGGGAUGUGAGGAAGUUAGUGAAAAACACAUACAACCUGUCUUUCAAAGCAUCAAAUUCAACCUCUACUGCAGAAGACGCAGUGAUUCAAAGGGAAAGAGAGAAGCCACCGCAAACUCCUCCAACCUUACACAUUGAAUGCAAAGCCAUCAGUUGGAAGGACAAACAAACAUCAGGCAGCAAAGCAAUGCACUGUCAAGAUGAAAAACUGCCUGUUGACAUAUCAAAAAUAUCACAACCAUGGGUGAGCGCAGAGUCAAAAAGAGAUGUUGACAUCCCUGAAAUAACAUCCAAAGGCUCUUCAACAAAGACUGAGUCAAAAGAAAAAACACCAUAUUCUCACUCUACAACCUCAGAUGCAGUACCUGAAUCAGGAAGUAUCAAUAAAAGAUCUUACAUUCACUGUGAUCAGAGUUCUAAGAUGCCCCCUAGACCCCCAAGUAAGGAGCGAGAAGUUUCUGCGUUGGUGGUUCUACCGGAUUGCACAUCCAAGACAAAGACCGUUUCCCCUACAAUUCUUGACUCUACUCAGAUGAAAGCUGCAAGCAACAGCCACUCUGUAUCCAUGCUACUGAAAGAAAAAGGGAUGCAGGCUGACAUUGGAGUCUGUGAUGUUCUCACUGAAGGUACAAGUGCUACCGCUAAACAUGUCAACAGGCUUGAGGUACCGUUACAGGGGUGUUUAUCAGAAAGCAUUUCAAGUGAAGUACAAGUAAAGGCAGAAAAUACAUCAUUGCCUUGCAAUCCAACAGCUUUUGUCAAUGAUUCGUCGAGAACAUCUCAACCAAGUGAGAGUCCCAAGGGAACACUGACAGAAGAACCUUCAAAGGAACAAGAAAAAAAGGAAACUGCCACUACGACUAUGACACAAAUUCCAACUUAUUUAGCAACAUGUGGCAAACCAGAGGUGAGGUCUUUUUCAAGCAUUACAAAAAACAAUGCCACGCCAGUGAAUGCAUCAAAAGAGAUUGAGUUACCCAUACAAGUGAGAUCAAUAUCCACUGAUAGACUAAAGCCAUUUGUACCACCAAAACCCAGCUAUAAACAAUCAUUUGCAGAAAUUAAGUCUGCGCCAAGUGACCCAUCAAAAGCAGAUACUCAGCCAUUGUCUGUUAUUAAACAGCAAACAAUAUCAAGUAGUGAAUCAAAGAAAAAUGAAACACCAUCAACAAUGACACACAAGGAUCAACGAAACGAAACUUCAUCAAGAGAUACAAAAAGACUGGCUGUAUCAGCUGUAUCAAGCUGCAAGCCACCAUCCAUCCCAGUCACUAAAACUCCAAGUCUUGUGCAAAAAUCCACCACAAAGACACUGGCCAGUCUGGAUCAACAGCAAUCUUCUGCUUUCUUGCAAACAACCAGCACUUGCCAGCUGCAGACCCCAUCAUUCAGUCAAGACCAGUCGAUACUAGAUAGUUCCUUUGCUUCUAACUCACCAGGACCACAAGCACUUAACCACACACCAUCUGUGACAAGAGCUUCAUCGAAUAAUCGUUUUCACACACAUGACAAUCUUUUCUACGCUUCAGAUGAUCCUCCCAGCUAUGAUGAGCGAGAGAGUUUCAGCCCGCUACGGCUCUCAGACUUACCCCCACAUAGCCCAUGCAGGUAUCAUCCAACAACUAAGCAAUGUUCUUGCUCCUGCAUGCCAAGUUCUCAUUCGCAUCAAGGACAUCCCAACAACAGUCCACAGGAACGGGUACCAGCAGCCUCUCGGUCUCCAGGCCAAGUCCUUACCUGUCCCGGUGGUCCUCCGCAAGCUCAAGUUCGUCCUCAUCAGUGCAGACCAGAUGGUCUACCAGUCUCCAAUACCACAAUACCUCAUGCCUCAGCUUUGAUUCAGCCUCUUCAGCAUCCACGAGCUUGCCCUGUUUCAAACUCACAAUCCUAUGGUGAUGACAAUCCUCCAGUUUCUGGGCUGCAUGCAGAUAGACGGCCAGCCAAUCACCCUUCACCUCAGGCAGCAGGUCCUGCUCCCUAUCAUGAGUAUUCUCAUUCAGCUAACAUGUCUACUCUGGAUCCCCGGCCGCAGUUGUUUAAUCCUCAAGAUUUGACACCAUCUUUUGGCCACGAUUACGCAAAUGAAGGUCCAGGUGGAGCUGGUGUAUUGUAUCCAGAGAAUGCAAGUGGGCUCAGCUGUGGCCAAGGUCCUCGUCGUGUUCUUCUUGAUCCAGAGACUGGUAAAUACUUCUACAUUGAGGUACCAAUGCAACCACUCAGAAAAAUGUUGUUUGAUCCUGAAUUGGGCCAGUAUGUAGAAGUUCUCAUACCACAUCAGGCAAUGUCCCAUUCAGGGCUAUAUCCACCAGCUGCACCGCCCUACUCCUCUCUGCACAGUCCUGGGUUGUAUGCACCACAGUACCUGCCUUAUGCAGUGCCAUCUUAUCCAGCAAUCUCAGGUACUGCCCCGCAAGUUCGCCAUCCGGAGCCACCUCCUGUGCCCACCACACUUCACCAGACUUCCUUAAGGUAUGGAAGCCCUGCAAGCCAGAUGCCAAAAAAUGAACCGAAAGGCCAUUCAUCACUGGAUCAAAGCUAUCUAGAAAGCAUGUAUUACAUCCCCACUGGGAUGAAUGCAAGCCCAAAUGCAACCCCUUCAGAAUGCUACCACAAGCCAUCAAGCAUGCCUCCUUCAGGGGGACGAAGAGCAUGAAACAUCAGUGGAUACAUAUGGUCUGUUUACAUUUGAAAUCUGUUAUGGUCGACAGCAUUUUGAAUUCUAGUGGGAUAUAAAAGUGUAAAAUGUCUUGUCAAAGGCUGUAACUACUCAUUUACAAAUAACAAUAUUUUACUGCUCAUUUCAUUUAAAUAUUUACUCUGAAAGUCUCCUCAUGAAGACCCAAAACAGAUUUUUUUUCUGACAUUGACAUAUCAUGGUUGUCAUUGUCUGAUAUAAUUUCAGUUUAUCAUUUGGACAAGCCCUAGCUUUCCUUGUAUAGUCCAGGCUUAUGCAAUGGUAGGCCUUAUCUUGCAAUAGCUGUCAGGGUUUAAGGGUUUAAUAAACAGUGUCUUCUUUUAACACCAUUAAAAGUUAUCUUUCUGGAGGGAUUUAUUUAGCUGCAAUAAUGUGUUUGGCAUUUUCACCUUUAAGGGACAUUAUUUAACAAAUACAUAAUAUGACGUGUAAUGAAUGACAUGACGUAAUUGGUUUGUGCAACACCUUUGAUGUGCAUUGGGACAUGCAUAUAGAUGCAGUACAUCUGGAUAAAUUUAAAGAAUGUGGAUGAGCAAAAUCCACAAGUUCAUGAGUAUUACAACCACAGACAUAGUUUCUAUCUUCAGAAGAUUGUCAUUUGCUAUUUUUUACACACAGAUACACCCCAUUAAAGAUAACUGUCUGCAAAA
This is a messenger RNA of Carassius gibelio (silver crucian carp), 9552 nucleotides long. RefSeq lists its product as uncharacterized. Lineage: Eukaryota; Metazoa; Chordata; Actinopteri; Cypriniformes; Cyprinidae. Gene Ontology annotation, cellular component: nucleoplasm. The transcript is spliced from 2 exons. The record is from RefSeq and is a predicted model, not a curated record. The coding region runs from base 1742 to 8860 and encodes 2372 amino acids.